UUUGAAUUUUUGUAAUAUUAAUAUGGUGAACGACUACGUAGAAGAAGAAGAAGCUGGCAUAUCGAAGCCUAGUAGCAAUUUCGAUUAUAUGUGUAUAUCGUUUUCAUUGUUUAAAGUUUACACUUCACUAAGAAAAAAAUAUAGUAAUCCUGAGGAGAUUUUAAUGAAAAUUAUUUUUUGAAAAGUUAAUAAUCAUAAUUAGUUGCAUAUUUUUUGCACUUUAUAUCCGGUCAAUAAAUUCUGAAUUUGCAAUAUACUAUUUUCCCAACCAGUUUGAGUUUAUAGAAAAUGAAAAAAGUUGCUCGCUUGCGAAUUGCUCAACAGGAUGAUGCUACCAGUAUUGCGAGUUCCGAAAAUAUGGCUGUGCGUACAACAGGACGUAUAAAAAAACCUAAAGCCGUCUUUGAUCCUUCUGACAAUUACUUGCCACGUUCACAACGUGUUAAUAUUGCAGCGACACAUUCAGGCGGGACGGGCCCCACAGCAACGGGAAUAUCUAUACUUAUUGAUCGGAAACGGGACACACCAAUUUUACAAAAUCAAGAUACACAGCAAAAUAAACGUCUUUCGCAAUCCUCAAUAACUUCGACCGGCACAUCAGGUUCUGUUGGUGAAAACGUGUCCACAGAAAUUGUAUGUGAUGUUUGUCAAAAACGCGAAGCUAAGCGCGGUACUCACGCCAGGAAUAAAUUGAUAUCUUGUUUGGAAUGCGAACGAAGAGUACAUAAAUUAUGCCUACAGGUGGAUUUUGAAGAUAUUGACAUUUUACGUCAGAACUACAAGUGCGAAAAUUGCCGAACAUGCGACGUAUGUGACGCUUUUAACGACUGCGAACCAAAAAUUAACCAACCAAUGGUGACGUGUUCUAAAUGCGUUAAAUCAUAUCAUCUGACCUGCCACAUACCUAAUGUGUUUAAAUACCAACAGACUUUUCGCUGGAAAUGCAACAAAUGUCAACCAUGUAUAAACAAUGGAGGUUCUGCUUUACCAGUGAAAACAAUACGGGAAAUCAUUGGUGACGAUUCACAUCGCUCAAAUCGAACCCAAUUUCUACAACAAAACAUAAACAUUGCAGAAGCUGCAGUCGAAGCGAAAAAUGCUGCUAGCAAACAGUCAACACAGGAUAUGCAAGUAGGUAACGACAAUGCACAAAAGCAAGGCAAGGGUGGCAUAGAAAGCGAUGGUAGUUGUCUAGAAAGCGGGGGUAGUAGUACUACAAGUAGCAGUAGCACGACCAGUAGCAACACAACUAGUUUAAGUGGCGAUGUAAAGAUUGGCGAUGCUGCCGCAUCAAAGAGAUCAAAAACAAAUCACGAUGAGGCAAUAAAUAGCAAUACACCGGUUAUACGAUAUAGCCCUUACGAACCAAUAGAUGUGCCCGAUGUAAAAGAUUGGAAUGCUGAUCAAGUCGCUACCUAUUUUGCCAAGUACUUUCCUAACGAGGCUCACGUUUUUAAGGAACAUGAAAUCGAUGGAACUUCACUGUUGUUGCUUAAGCGCAGUGAUGUUAUUAAAAAGCUGCCAAUUAAAUUGGGUCCUUCACUGCGUAUUUACAGUUUAAUAUUAAAAAUACAGACACAGUUAAAUGAUCCAACACUUGGUUGGAAUUGUGGACUUUAAAGCUAACUAGUACCAGUGAACGUUACAAACGUAUAUUUUAUCAUUAUAUUAUAUAUGUUAUUUGAAUUCGGUUCCGCUUCCAACUUGAAGAACUUGUUUAGUUUUUUCUUUAAUUUAAUUUUUUUUUAUUGUUUACCAAUUUUGAAUAUUUCUUUAGCAAUAUUUAUUCAUGCGAAGCGUUUACGCACUUAAGAAUUAUAUACUAUGUGCUCACAAUACGCAGAGUAAAAAUGUGUAUUUACAUAUUUAAGUUCGCACCACGUACUGACCCAUUGCAGUAUAUAUUAGUAGCGAAAUAUGAAUUUGUAAUAUUUUUCAAUAUCGAAUAAAAAAUACUGUUCUUUUAACAGUUUUCAGUUAAUUAA
This is a messenger RNA of Bactrocera tryoni, 1985 nucleotides long. RefSeq lists its product as uncharacterized. The record is from RefSeq and is a predicted model, not a curated record. Lineage: Eukaryota; Metazoa; Arthropoda; Insecta; Diptera; Tephritidae. The transcript is spliced from 3 exons. Gene Ontology annotation, molecular function: protein binding. The coding region runs from base 289 to 1620 and encodes 443 amino acids.